GGUGUCUCCCCUACCCCGCUCCUCCGGGACCGUGCUCCGUGUUUUCCGCUCCUCCCGGACCCAGCUCUGUGUUUUUACUCCUCCCGGAUCCAGCUCCGUGUUUUCCGCUCCUCCCGGACCCUGUCAGUUAUUUGCUCCGGUUUCGAGGCGGUCAACUGCCAGAUGAUGCAAAGAAUUACCAGGUUAAAAAAAGAAAUGCAGUUGUUGGCGAGCCAGCCUCCUCCUGGAGUCUCCUGUUGGCAAAAUAAUGACCAGAUGGAUGACUUACGAGCCCAGAUUUUAGGAAGUGUUGAUUCACCGUAUGAAGGAGGAAUAUUUAACCUUGAAAUUAUUGUUCCUGAAAGGUAUCCAUUUGAACCUCCCAAAAUUCGGUUUCUGACCCCAAUCUAUCAUCCUAACAUUGACACUGCGGGAAGGAUCUGCCUGGACAUCUUGAAGCUGCCUCCAAAGGGUGCCUGGAAGCCAUCCCUUAAUCUUGCUACUGUGUUAACUUCCAUUCACUUAUUGAUGUCAGAACCUAAUCCAGAUGAUCCUCUCAUGGCUGAUAUUUCAUCUGAAUUCAAAUACAACAGACAGUCUUUUUUGGAAAAUGCAAAACAAUGGACAUUAAAGUAUGCGACACCAGCAAAAAAAGAUGAGAUAUCUAGCUGCCUGAAGGAGAAUCAGAGCCAUGUUGAAGACCAGAAUCAGAGCCAGGUUGUGAAUAAGAAUACACCAGUAUCGAGAAAGAGAUCUGCCUGUGAUUCUGAAAAUGCUAAGAAAUUUUGUUUAUAAAUAAUGUGGUACUUGUAUUUGUGUUUUGAUGUUAUCUUUUAAAGUUUUUGUAACUAACCUGUAAAUUUGUUGCUUAUGUGUUUUCAUAAAUGUAGUUUUUGGAAAUGACAAUAAAUUACCAAUUGGU
Molecule: messenger RNA, 901 nt
Organism: Stegostoma tigrinum
Lineage: Eukaryota; Metazoa; Chordata; Chondrichthyes; Orectolobiformes; Stegostomatidae
Gene: ube2t
Product: ubiquitin-conjugating enzyme E2T (putative)
Exons: 7
Coding region: 163-774 (203 amino acids)
Source: RefSeq, a predicted model, not a curated record